CAGCUUCCUCCACGUGAUCGGACGUAGCGCAGUGCGCAGGCGUGGUCCGGUGACGGGGCUGGCGGGACGGUGCAGACAUGGCGGGGCUAGGGGCCUUGUCGCGGGUACUUCGCGCGCGGCGCCUGUCGUUGGCCAGGGCGUGGCCAAGAGCUUUCCAAACACGGAUCCAAGGCUUUCACUUCACUGUUGGUGGGAGUAAGAGGGCUUCUGCUAAAGUUACAGAUGCAAUUUCUACUCAGUAUCCAGUAGUAGAUCAUGAGUUUGAUGCAGUGGUGGUAGGUGCUGGAGGGGCAGGCUUGCGAGCUGCUUUUGGCCUUUCUGAGGCAGGGUUUAAUACUGCCUGCCUUACAAAGCUUUUUCCUACUCGGUCACACACUGUCGCCGCACAGGGAGGGAUCAAUGCUGCCCUGGGGAACAUGGAAGAAGACAACUGGAGAUGGCAUUUCUACGACACUGUGAAGGGCUCCGAUUGGCUGGGGGACCAGGACGCCAUCCACUACAUGACAGAGCAGGCCCCUGCCUCUGUGGUUGAGCUUGAAAAUUAUGGGAUGCCAUUUAGCAGAACUGAAGAGGGGAAGAUUUAUCAGCGUGCAUUUGGUGGACAAAGCCUCAAGUUUGGGAAAGGUGGACAGGCCCACCGAUGUUGCUGUGUGGCUGAUCGCACAGGUCACUCACUCUUGCACACCUUAUAUGGAAGGUCUCUGCGCUAUGACACAAGCUAUUUUGUGGAGUAUUUUGCCCUGGAUCUCCUGAUGGAAGAUGGGGAGUGCCGUGGUGUCAUUGCACUGUGUAUAGAGGAUGGGUCCAUACAUCGUAUAAGAGCAAAGAACACUGUUGUUGCUACUGGAGGUUACGGGAGGACCUACUUCAGUUGCACGUCUGCCCACACCAGCACGGGGGAUGGCACAGCCAUGAUUACCAGGGCUGGCUUGCCGUGCCAGGACUUGGAGUUUGUUCAGUUCCACCCCACAGGCAUAUAUGGUGCUGGCUGUCUCAUCACAGAAGGAUGCCGUGGAGAAGGAGGCAUUCUCAUUAACAGUCAGGGUGAAAGAUUCAUGGAGAGAUACGCCCCUGUUGCGAAGGACCUAGCAUCCAGAGAUGUGGUGUCUCGGUCUAUGACUGUGGAGAUCCGUGAAGGAAGAGGCUGUGGCCCUGAGAAAGACCACGUCUACUUGCAGUUGCAUCAUUUGCCUCCUGAACAGUUGGCCAUGCGCCUGCCUGGCAUUUCAGAGACAGCCAUGAUCUUUGCCGGUGUGGACGUCACCAAGGAGCCUAUCCCUGUCCUUCCCACUGUGCACUACAACAUGGGUGGUAUUCCCACCAACUACAAGGGGCAGGUGCUGAAGCAUGUAAAUGGCCAGGAUCAGAUCGUGCCUGGCCUUUAUGCCUGUGGAGAAGCUGCCUGUGCCUCAGUGCAUGGUGCCAACCGACUCGGGGCAAAUUCUCUCUUGGAUCUAGUUGUGUUUGGCAGGGCCUGUGCUCUGAGCAUUGCAGAAUCUUGCAGACCUGGAGAUAAAGUUCCACCAAUUAAGGCAAAUGCUGGGGAAGAAUCUGUCAUGAAUCUUGACAAAUUGAGGUUUGCUGAUGGAAACAUAAGAACAUCAGAACUGCGCCUCAGCAUGCAGAAGUCAAUGCAGAGUCAUGCCGCAGUGUUCCGUGAGGGAAGUGUGCUGCAAGAAGGUUGUAAGAAAAUCAGCCAGCUCUACGGAGACCUGAAUCAUCUGAAGACAUUUGACAGGGGUAUGGUCUGGAACACUGACCUGGUGGAAACCCUGGAGCUGCAGAACCUGAUGCUGUGUGCACUGCAGACAAUCUAUGGCGCAGAGGCACGGAAGGAGUCACGAGGUGCACACGCAAGGGAAGAUUAUAAGGUGAGGAUCGAUGAGUAUGAUUACUCUAAGCCCACCCAGGGGCAGCAGAAGAGGCCAUUUGAGGAGCACUGGAGGAAACAUACCCUCUCUUAUGUGGACGUCAAGACUGGGAAGGUCAAUCUGGAGUACAGACCCGUCAUCGAUAAGACUUUGAAUGAAACAGACUGUGCUACAGUUCCACCUGCCAUUCGCUCAUACUAAUUGGACGUGAAGUUACAGAACAAGCUUCUGUAAUCAUGUAUCAUAGCUCAUCCUAUGUUCCAUCAUACCAGUCUUGGUAAUCUUGUGAACCAAAAGUUCACUUCAUAAAUUGUCUACCCAAUGACUAGUAGCUUGCUGCAGUCCUCAUUAUGAAAGGGCAACUAUGUCCAUUGUUGCCCCUUCUUCAUUCUUGGGAAAUAAUAAAACAGUACAAUUCUUAA
This is a messenger RNA of Perognathus longimembris pacificus (Pacific pocket mouse), 2293 nucleotides long. RefSeq names its product succinate dehydrogenase complex flavoprotein subunit A (gene Sdha). Lineage: Eukaryota; Metazoa; Chordata; Mammalia; Rodentia; Heteromyidae. Gene Ontology annotation, biological process: tricarboxylic acid cycle; mitochondrial electron transport, succinate to ubiquinone. The transcript has 15 exons. Gene Ontology annotation, molecular function: succinate dehydrogenase (quinone) activity; electron transfer activity; flavin adenine dinucleotide binding. Bases 78 to 2072 code for a protein of 664 amino acids. The record is from RefSeq and is a predicted model, not a curated record.